CCGACGCUUUCAGGCCAGCAAAUCCUGUAGAGACCACAUCUACGAUUGGUCUCUCCAUGACACGGAUUUAAUUUUGAAUUUUUCUUUACGGCGUGGAAGAGACUUAUGCCCGAACUCCGUCUAAUCCCCAGGCUCUUCGACUAGUAUUAACAACUAAAACCAGUCAAGACUUUUUGAAACUUCAGAUCAAAUUUUCCCAGACCAACUCCCUCCCCCCAUUUGAAAAAAGAAAUCAUGCCCAAAUUCAAACAACGAAGAAGAAAGCUAAAAGCCAAAGCCAAAAGAUUUAAAAAGAAAGAAGCCUCUCGAUUACAGUCUAAGCUGUUAGCACCUUCCCCUCCACCACCCACACCAGAAAGAGUGAUUACUUCUUCAAUAGAUAAACCCCAAAGCAGAAACUGGCUAAGACCAUCCUGGAACUUCAAAUUUCCCAACAUCAAAGAUACAAUAAACCUUUGGACAAAUAGAGCAUGCUGUGUAUAUAGUUGGUGUCAGAACUGCGUAGCCCAGAGUUUAGAAUUAUUGAAAGAUGCCAUCUUCCCAUCCCGAGUCUACCAUCGAGAACUUCUCAGUAUAAAACAACAGCUUGGUAUUUUGAAAAGUGAAUUAUGCAAGCUCCAAGAAACACUGAAGACUGUCUCUGAAAAUUCUUGUUCAAGCUGUUGUCAAACUUGUCGCCCAAGUGGUAAACUUACAAAUGUGCCUGCCUGUGGUCCAACCACCCUUGGAGAAUCCCAAACUGUACUUCCUCCCACACUGCCAGAGCCUGCUAGUCUUCCACCUCUACCACCUCCGCCUCCACCCCCUCCACCUCCUCCCCUGCCUCCGCCUCCACCACCACAAGCACCUUUGCUGCUCAGAAAAUCUGGUUCCACUAAAAUAUUUCAGGCUAUACCAUUAAAAAAAGAUGGACCCAUGCAUAUAACAGUUAAAGAUCUACUAACUGUGAAAUUAAAGAAGACACAGAGUAUUGAAGAAAGGAGGAAGCUUGUACCAUCACCAAAGGAACGGAAUCCACUAGUUACUGUCUCUGACCUGCAACGUGUUAUCCUGAAACCUAAUCCCAAAGUAUUAUCUACACGAGUUACAAAUGUCUUAAUUACUCCUGGUAAAAACCAGAUUGAUCUGCGGAAGCUGCUUAGAAAAGUUGAUGUAGAAAGGAGCCCAGGUGGAACUCCUCUUACCAAUAAGGAAAACAUGGAAACAGGAACUGGACUGACUCCAGUAAUGACUCGGGCCUUGAGGAGAAAGUUUCAGCUGGCUCACCCUCAAAGCCCUACUCAAACUCUACCACUUUCUACAAGCAGCUUUGAUGAACAAAACUGAUGUCAAUUCAGGCUGACAUCCAUACAAUAGACAGAGAAAAUCACCCAGAUGUUUUCUUAAUGUACUAGAGUAUGGAUAACCAUGCUAAUGUUAAUUCUACUUGAAGAAUCAGUAUGUACAGAGCCUUCAUGUACUGUGGUGUAAAGUAUUUAGAUAUUUUCUGGUUUUCAUAAUGGUAAGAAAACCAGAUGGGAAAAUGCAAUCUGCAAAGUGAUAUUUAUCCUGGAAUUACCCAAUUUAGGUUACAGAGGUUGUUCAGAUUUGACUAUAUAGGAGCCAGCAAGAUGGCUCAGUAGGUAAAGGCACUUGCCUACCGCUAAGCCUGAGGACUGGAUUUCAAUCCCCAGGACCCAAAUGGUGGAAGGAGAAAACUGACUCCCACGGGUUGUCCUCUGAUUUCCACACAUGCACCAUGACAUGUGACUACCACACACACAAAUAAAAUUAAAAAUAUUUUUUCAACUAUAUAGUUCAUUUAUAUUAUAUAGUUGUAGUUAUGACAUUAAGGAAAUAGUCCAGGGGAUGGAGAGAGGGCUCAGCAGUUAAGAGCAAAUACUGCUCUUGCAAAGGACCUGAGUUCAGUUUCUAGCACCCACAUCAGAGGCCUCACAACUGCCUGUAACUCCAGCUCCAGGGUAUCCAACUCCCUCUUCUGGCUUCUAAGGGCACCUGCACACAUACAUAAAUAGAAAUAUAAAAUUAAAAGAAAGAAAAAAUCUGAUUCCUGUUUGUCUCUGGUAACUGAUUUAAAAAAAAUAGUUCAACCUGUAAGGCUAAUGCAUUAAUUGAUACAAACUUGAUCCAUUAAAAAAAAAAUGCCCCUCUAAUCCCAGUAC
Messenger RNA from Nannospalax galili (Upper Galilee mountains blind mole rat), 2162 nucleotides. It is a transcript of the gene Prr11, whose product is annotated as proline rich 11. Lineage: Eukaryota; Metazoa; Chordata; Mammalia; Rodentia; Spalacidae. The record is from RefSeq and is a predicted model, not a curated record. The transcript is spliced from 11 exons. The coding region runs from base 235 to 1326 and encodes 363 amino acids. Gene Ontology annotation, cellular component: nucleus; cytoplasm.